AUGUGGAAGGACUCUAGUAACGAUGAUGCCAGACCUGUGGGCUCCGGUGGCACCUCCUCUCGCAGUGCCAGCCGUAGAAAGAGGACUAGUUUCUCCAAAGAGCAUGUGGAACUCUUGCGCAUCACCUUCGAGACUGACCCCUACCCUGGCAUCAGCCUCAGAGAGAGUCUAUCCCAGACUACAGGCCUUCCAGAGUCACGCAUUCAGGUGUGGUUUCAGAACAGAAGAGCUCGCACCCUGAAGUGCAAAGGGGCAAAGAAAGCACUGUGGCAGACUGAUAGUUCAGUCCAGGAGGCACUACCUACACCCCACGCUGGUGCCAGGGGCCCUCAGGCUGGCUCAGUCCCACAGGGUCCCCCACCAGCCUACCCAACCCAGGUGAAGGAGGAGAUGGAGGAGGCCUGCUUUUAUGGACAAUGUCCUCCAGCUUACCCCCCUAUGGAGGAGCAUGGCAACUAUGGCUCCAUGUAUGGGCCCCAGCAGAGCAGCCCACCCUUGAGGGGCUACUGGUCCCAACCGGGCAGCCAAACAUCCCCCGUCACACCGCUGUGGUGCCACUCUCCCAUGGAAGCAAGAAACUACAACACAAGCUCUAACCAGGCAGCAACCUAUAUGUACCCCAGAUCAGCAGAGCAGCAGAUCUACAUGCCCUGCUCCACCUCCCACUCCUCCACCCCGGACACCCCUGAUUCUGGAUACUGGGACACCAGUCUCGAAAAUAGCCCACCACAAGAAAGCCAGUACUGGCAGCAUGAGGAGUCGUGGAGUGGGGCUCCUGUGGAUGGAUGCAGGGAGCCCGGCAAUCCAUCGCUGGUCCAGGACACCCGCCUGCCUGAGCUGUCCCUGCAGGAUAUUCUGAGGGAGCUGAAUGAGGACUGGCUGGGAGGAGAGGAACUUAACAGUCAUGCAUCUGAGGAGAAAAGGUCUUUGUCCUGA
Molecule: messenger RNA, 936 nt
Organism: Scomber japonicus (chub mackerel)
Lineage: Eukaryota; Metazoa; Chordata; Actinopteri; Scombriformes; Scombridae
Gene: mxtx1
Product: mix-type homeobox gene 1
Exons: 3
Coding region: 1-936 (311 amino acids)
Molecular function (GO): DNA binding
Source: RefSeq, a predicted model, not a curated record